GGAAAUCAUUCCCAUUUCUCGAGAGCAACAGCUAUCAUACAAGGAAACAGAAAAUGGCAUUCAAAUUUGUGCUUAUCGCGACCCUUCUUGCUGCAGCCAAUGCUGGAGUCAUUGCCCCCCAUGGCUAUGCAUCAUCUCAUCAAACAAUCCAGCAUCAUCAUGCUGCUCCAGUUCAUCAUGUCGCUGCCGUUCAUGCUGCUCCAGUUCAUCACGUGGCCGCUAUUCACGCUGCUCCAGUCCAUCACACCCUCGUGAAGGAAGUCGAACACCAUGCUCCAGCCAACUACGAGUUCUCCUAUUCCGUUCAUGAUGAACACACCGGGGACAUCAAGAGCCAGCAUGAGACCCGUCACGGAGAUGAAGUGCACGGACAAUACAGCCUUCUCGAUUCCGAUGGCCACCACCGUAUUGUGGACUACCAUGCCGAUCAUCACUCCGGAUUCAAUGCUGUUGUCCGUCGUGAACCAACCCACGUCAAGGUCGCCCAACCCGUGCACAAGGUCAUUGCCCAGCCAGUGCAUAUUGCUACCCAUGCCGUGGCUCCAGUGCAUCAUGCUUCCUACUCUCACCACCACGCUGCUCCAGUUGUUGCUCACGUUUCGCACCAUCAAGCUCCAAUUGUCCACUCCCAUAGCACCCAUCAUGUAGCUCCAGUAUCCCAUGCAACCAUCUCGCAUGUUGCUCCAGUUGCUCACUACAGUCAUCAUGAUGGACAUUAUGCCAGUGGUCACUAUGGUCAUUACUGAAGUGCUGUUAGCAGACCGAAUCAAAACCUACUUAUCUCAUUGAACCUGACGAAUUAUUCUAGUAAAAUGUUUAAUAAAUAAACUUUAUUAUAGUUGUGAACAACACAGAAUUGUUGCUUUUAUUCAGU
Aedes aegypti (yellow fever mosquito) is the source of this 874-nucleotide messenger RNA. RefSeq names its product cuticle protein 8. Bases 54 to 746 code for a protein of 230 amino acids. Gene Ontology annotation, cellular component: extracellular matrix. The transcript is spliced from 2 exons. NCBI's taxonomy places the organism in Eukaryota, Metazoa, Arthropoda, Insecta, Diptera, Culicidae. The record is from RefSeq and is a predicted model, not a curated record.